Molecule: messenger RNA, 709 nt
Organism: Perognathus longimembris pacificus (Pacific pocket mouse)
Lineage: Eukaryota; Metazoa; Chordata; Mammalia; Rodentia; Heteromyidae
Gene: Dctpp1
Product: dCTP pyrophosphatase 1
Exons: 3
Coding region: 55-540 (161 amino acids)
Biological process (GO): nucleoside triphosphate catabolic process
Molecular function (GO): nucleoside triphosphate diphosphatase activity
Source: RefSeq, a predicted model, not a curated record
CUCCGAGCGUGGCGCGGGGUUUUGUGCAGUGGCGUCUGCCGCGGGCUGGGCGUUAUGUCCCGCGCCGGGGACGAUGCACGUGGGGAGGAGCAGGAGCAGGGCACUGCUGCCGGCGCGUUCAGCUUCAGCCCGGAGCCCACGCUCGAGGAUAUCCGACGCUUACAUGCAGAGUUUGCUGCUGAGAGAGACUGGAACCAGUUCCACCAACCCCGGAAUCUCCUUCUGGCCCUGGUGGGAGAAGUGGGAGAGCUGGCAGAACUCUUUCAGUGGAAGUCUGAUGCAGAGCCUGGCCCCCACGCCUGGCCCCCGAAGGAACGAGCAGCACUUCAAGAAGAGCUUAGUGAUGUCCUCAUCUAUCUGGUGGCAUUAGCAGCCCGAUGCCACGUUGAUCUUCCCCAAGCAGUUCUCUCCAAAAUGGAAACCAACCGGCGACGUUACCCAGUUCACUUGUCCCGUGGCUCUGCCUGCAAGUAUACAGACUUGCCUCACGGAGCCAACUCUGAAGACCAGACCAGGCCUGCAGAUGAGCCCUCAACCUAAAAACAUGGGACUGGAACCUGCAGCUCAGCAUGGCAGAGGGCAGUCCUGAUCAUGGAACAGUCUCCUUUCCUAACAGUGGGCCUGAGGGAACCAUUUCCUGGUAUCUGAGGCCCAGAAUCCCUGCAGGUGCCUCCUGGUGUUGUCUCUCCCAAUAAACGGUUUUGUGCAA